AUGUGCUGCGACGAAGACACGUCAGUUUGGCAACUAGACGAAGGAUGCACUGCAUCGGUCCUGUACGAAAUAUUCUCUUGGUUGUCGGGGGAAGAGCUGGCUCGUGUCGGAGCCGUGUGCAGGCUCUGGCGUCGCUCGGCUUCAGAACCGGCGCUCUGGCGUCGUCUGCUGCUGCGCUGUAACUCCGCUGACACGGAAGCCACUCGAGCACUGCGUGACGUCAUAACAGAUCCUUCGCAGUGGCGGCAAGAGUACGUGAACGCACAUGCCCCGUGGGUCACAGUAGGUGGUCUGCAAGUCGGUUCCGGAUAUGUCUUGCAACACGCGGCCUUGUCACCCGACGGAAGUCGGUUGGCGAUCACCACUGAUGAUGCUACAUUAUUUAUUUGGGAGCUGUUAGAAGAAGCAUGGAAAGAGUCAUGGCAAUGUGACCUGGGUGCAUUGAGAGGCUGGGCAAGCGCAGCCCGAUCUGACUGGGCGGAAUGCAGCAGUCGGCUUCUAGUGGCGGGGGCCUGCGCUCUGGUCGACGUCGCUACCCGCUGGGAACUGCUCGUCUUUGAUUUUGAUGAGCAGUGCAAGGGGCACAUGAAAAGCCGAGCUCGGUGCGGGGCUGGAGCGGCUGGGUGCUGGGCGCGGUCCGAUGGCAGCUGCUUCCUCUCCUUGGAGCCUGCGCUUUUGACUCCGGGAUUAUCCUACACCACUGUAUGGCUUAAUGCUGCCACUCAGGAAACUGAUUCAGAGUACACGGGCGUGCGGACGCGACUACUGCGCAUAUUUAAUGAAGAUAACGCCCAUGUUUUACAAACACUAGUGAUGGACGAUUCUUCGGAUGAUAUGGUGCCAUCUACAAGCAGAGGAGUUACUUACGUGCACGCCACACGCUGGUACUCUGGACAUUUUGUAUCUGAACAGUCUGAUCAGCGUUUGCUUUUGGCCUCGUGGGGCAAUAAGAACCGUGGAGGACUGAGUGCUUGGAGCAUACCGACAUCAUUGAAACGAGUAGAGGCGCGCAGCGGAGGUGGACUUGCGGACCGGUUUGCGGCCCGGAGAGAGCAGCGCCGCGACCCGCCCCCCGACCCGCCUCCGCCCACCGAAGAAGAGCUGAGGGCACUUUGUGACCCCCCAAAGGCCACUUGUGAUCUAUGUUCGAGACCUCUCGGCAUCGUGGAACAUCCAGGGAGGAAAUGCGUAUGGGUAACCACCAGUAGCGGAGCUGUGUAUUGCGUACAUAUACCGACAUUGGAACCACUGCAGGUCCUGAUACCCGCGCAACUAACGCUUCAUACUGAUUCAUUCUCCCACUACGUCCAACCAGCUGCCUCAACACACUAUGUUGCCACCCCAGCGGGGUCGCUGUCAGGCGCCGUGCACGUCUGGUCCACGACGUGUCGCUCGCACGCGCAGCCGCCGCUCCGCGCGCCCGCCCCCGCCGUCGCCGCGCUCCUCCCCGCGCGCCCCGCGCCCGCACUCCUCCCCGCGCACCCCGCGCCCGCACUCCUCGUCGUGGCCGGAGACACCGUACAUAUGUGGCGGAAUCGAGCAACAAUACAGAGCGCACCAGAUACAUACUGAUCUUUCGAAAUACUUAUGUGAUGAUCAUUGAACAUUAAAUUGGACUGUUGACUUGAAAAAA
Molecule: messenger RNA, 1633 nt
Organism: Bombyx mandarina (wild silkworm)
Lineage: Eukaryota; Metazoa; Arthropoda; Insecta; Lepidoptera; Bombycidae
Gene: Fbw5
Product: F-box and WD repeat domain containing 5
Biological process (GO): protein ubiquitination
Cellular component (GO): SCF ubiquitin ligase complex; Cul4-RING E3 ubiquitin ligase complex
Molecular function (GO): protein binding
Source: RefSeq, a predicted model, not a curated record